Molecule: messenger RNA, 1646 nt
Organism: Hyalella azteca
Lineage: Eukaryota; Metazoa; Arthropoda; Malacostraca; Amphipoda; Hyalellidae
Product: homeotic protein Sex combs reduced
Exons: 3
Coding region: 543-1571 (342 amino acids)
Biological process (GO): anterior/posterior pattern specification; regulation of transcription by RNA polymerase II
Cellular component (GO): nucleus
Molecular function (GO): DNA-binding transcription factor activity, RNA polymerase II-specific; RNA polymerase II cis-regulatory region sequence-specific DNA binding
Source: RefSeq, a predicted model, not a curated record
ACUGGCAGUAACUUGUAACUUUGGAGCAAGGUGGAGUGGUCGGAAGGUAGUGUUCGCUGACUCUGAAUCUUAACCCCCACCGACCCUCGUUCUCUCUAGCUUGCUACAAGCCUCAACUACUGGCAGCAGCUGCUGCAGCUCAUCGUCUUAUUUACGGCUGUUUAUAGUUGGUGUAUCGUCUCAUGGACGCUCAGUGAGCCUUGAUCUUCUACGUAUCACGGCUCGUAAUUUAUCCUACUCGUAGUGUCGAGGUGCGGUCGCGUGCGUACCAUUAGAUGCAUGGUUCUCGACCACAGUGUGCCCGCACUUCCAACUCUUUAUUGCCCCUAUAACAAUUGACGCACUUGUCCUCUGGACAGAGUAAGGGGGACUAACGCCACAGCCUUCUGCUCACUGCCACAAACUGGCAUUAGAGUUUGUGAAACGCUCGUUUAUGCCAGUGAUGGCAAAUUAAAAAAAAAUGAUCCAUGAUAAGAUUAUUUCAAAUCAAGGUUGUGUGGUGUGAUUCUUGAGUGAAAAUAAGUGACUUAAACCCAACAACAAUGAGUUCGUAUCAGUUCGUAAACUCGAUGUCCGCUUGUUACGGACGAGUGCAAGAUGUUAGCGCCGUUGCGGCCGAUUAUUACGGAGCCGCAAUGAAUAGUUACGACACAUGCUAUUCUCCACCACUGCAGCAAUAUGGAGCUUAUACACCCACGGGUGCCUCUGCUUUACCAAACGGAACCCCGACAGCUGACUUUUUAACGUCGUCAGUGGCAGCUUCUUCAGCUGCUGCCACUGGGAGUCUGGGCACAGGAGAUGAGAGUGGAAGCUCGACCCCAGGUCCAUCUGUCCAUCCCCGGCUACACCAGCCUUCCUCGUCUCCAGUAUCUACCCCUCAAGCCAAUACGACCUCGGGAACCUCUAAUAAUAUUUCGUGUAAAUUCGCUCCCACUCCUGAGUCGGGGACUAAUCCCGUCGGAUCUCCUCAAGAUCUUUCGGUGUCAGCCGGAGGACCGGGAUCGAGCGGGUCCACGAGUGGAUCUGAGCAGAAUACACCGACUAGUGGAUCAGGUGGUGGUGGUGGAGGAACCUCAGGUGGUGCAAAUAAUAGUGGAGGGAACAGUGCGUCAGGAGGUGGAAGUGAAGCAGGAGAAGGAAGUGAAGCAGGGGAUUCCACAGCAGGUGGAUCGGGGUCGAAUACUAAGUCGAACCCUCACAUUUACCCGUGGAUGAAAAGAGUUCACCUCGGAACCAACAGUACAGUGAAUUCGAACGGGGAGACGAAGCGUCAACGAACUUCGUACACUCGCUACCAGACUCUGGAGCUGGAGAAGGAGUUUCACUUCAACCGAUACCUUACGAGGAGGCGAAGGAUAGAAAUCGCACACGCUCUCUGCCUCACAGAACGACAAAUCAAAAUCUGGUUCCAAAAUAGGAGGAUGAAGUGGAAGAAAGAACACAAAAUGGCUAGUAUGAAUGCCGGUAUGGGCAUGCAUCCUCAGGCAUAUCAUCAAAUGCAUCAUCAUAUGAUGCAACAACAUCACUUCCACCCUCACCUCGCCGAAUUGGAUACCAAAGCCUACUACUAGGGUUCCGCCUGGUCGUGGUAACUCUCGCGCUGUCAGGGGUCGUAACGAGUGGACGGCCCCGGGUACGGCGGGUAU